GCUUCAAUGGGUAGGUAGUGGUGAUGACUUCCUUUCAUCGACAACAUGUAGCGCUACUCUAAUCGAGCCUCCCGGCAUCUGGGCGGGCACGCGGAUAAAUAAAUACAUGGCCAGCCCCUCACGUCACGGAGCACACGUUUCUUUCCCACAUUCCACAGUCUUCACAUCCUCAAUUGCACAUCAUGUCUACGAAACACUUCUUUCCCCAUACCGAGGGAGUCGUCGUUCAGGCCCUGAACUCUCUAGUGGCAAGAAACCAGCAUUUGGGGCUCGAUGAGCCUAACCGUGUCGUAUUCUCCAAAGCCCACCCUCCCUCACAAGUGACGGUGAUUUCAGGAGGCGGUUCUGGACAUGAGCCUGCAUGGUCAGGAUACGUCGGCGAGGGGAUGUUGGCCGCCGCGGCGUGCGGAGAUGUGUUUGCCAGCCCUUCGACCAAGCAGAUCAUGGCCGCCAUCAAGAACGUCCCGUCAGACGUAGGCAUAAUACUGUGUAUAACGAAUUACACUGGGGACAAACUGCACUUCGGCUUGGCUUGCGAGAAGGGACUGGCAUUGGGAUAUAAUAUCUCCGUAGUGAACAUGGCAGAAGAUGCUUCUCUAGGGAGGAAGAAGUCAGAACUCGUAGGACGACGAGGUCUCGCAGGAAAUUUGCUUGUUCUGAAGCUUGUCGGAGCUGCAGCACAGCUUGGCUGGACCUUUGAGCGAUGUUUGAAGCUUGGAAACCUUGGAAAUGACCAGCUGGUGACAAUGGGUACAAGUCUUGAUCACUGCCAUGUCCCCGGACGAACACAUCAUGAGGCCGUUCCAGACGACGCGGUCGUAUUGGGAAUGGGUAUCCACAACGAGCCAGGACUUCGAACUGUAUCGCCAAUGCCAUCAGCCGAAGAUAUCGUCAAAGAGAUGUUCCUCUACCUCUUAGAUCAGUCAGAUGCGGACCGCGCUUUCGUCAAAUUCGAGCCAAAAGACGACGUCGUUAUGCUAAUCAACAACUUCGGCGGAUUAUCAGGUCUCGAGCUAGAAGCACUUACUAACAUCUGCCUCGUUCAACUAAAACGUGACUGGAAGAUUAUACCGAGCCGAGUGUACGCAGGAGUAAUGGAAACCUCCCUAAACGGUCCCGGUUUCUCAAUCACCCUCGGAAACAUCUCAGGCAUCGCGCGCAUCAUGGAAACCAAAACCUCGGAAAUCAUCUCUCUCCUCGAUCUCCCCACCACCGCUCCCGCCUGGCCAAAGAACGGCUACGCACCCAUCAAAGAAUCCGCCUCUCUCGCAAAGAACACAUCAGACGAAAGCAAAGCCCCAGCCGCGCAAGGCCCCAUAACCCCUGAGUCCUUGAUCCCCUCCCUCCGCCACGCCUGCGCCGCCGCCAUCAAAGCCGAGCCCCUCAUCACAAAAUACGACAUCCAAAUGGGCGACGGCGACUGCGGCGAAGCCGUCGAAUUCGUCUGCCACCGCAUCGUCUCCAAGCUCGACGAGCUCCUCUCCCCUGCUUCCUCAACCCACAUUUUCCCGUUGCUCGACCGCAUCAUCGACGCUGUCGAGGACACCGGCGGCUCCCUCGGCGCCAUCGUCUCUAUCCUACUCACCGCUUUCUCCAACUCCCUCCGUGCGCUCGAAAAGGCGAACCCUAAGGGGUUUACGUUGGACGCGCAGACGGUAGGGAAUGCAGUAGGGCCGGCGAUGGAGAACCUGAAACUGUAUACGUCUGCGCGGGUGGGCGAUCGCACGGUGAUGGAUGCGUUGAUUCCGUUUUGUGGGAGUCUUGAGAAGAACGGGGACUUUGGGCAGGCGGUAGCAGAGGCGGAGAAGGGGGCGAAGGCGACGGCGGGGAUGAAGGCGCGGUUUGGACGGGCGACGUAUGUUGCGGAUGACAAGGCGCAGGAGGGGGAUAUGCCGCCGGAUCCGGGGGCGUUUGCGGCAGGGGUGUUUUUGAGGGGGUUGGUGGAGGGGUGA
Molecule: messenger RNA, 1952 nt
Organism: Mytilinidion resinicola
Lineage: Eukaryota; Fungi; Ascomycota; Dothideomycetes; Mytilinidiales; Mytilinidiaceae
Product: dihydroxyacetone kinase-like protein
Exons: 5
Coding region: 183-1952 (589 amino acids)
Biological process (GO): glycerol catabolic process
Cellular component (GO): cytosol
Molecular function (GO): glycerone kinase activity; ATP binding
Source: RefSeq, a predicted model, not a curated record